AUGCAAUUCACCCUCCUGGCAGUCCUGACCGCGGCCACUCUGGCCUUGGCCAACCCAACUCCGCCCAAGUGCGGCACCUGCAACCCUAUUUCGGGCCAGAACAGCUGUGACAUCACCACCUCGUGCAUCAACACGGGCUCGACCUUCCACUGCGCCUGCCGUGCCGGUUACAAGGCUUCCGAGGCCAACAAUAAUAUCCACUCGCAGUUCCGUCUGCCCAUGCCCAACUACGAGUUCCUCGUCUUUGUCCCGGAGAACACCGUGUGCAAUACGCUCUGUGAUAACCCUUAUGCUACUCCCUCGGAGCUGUGCAAUGAGGUGCACCUGUAUGAGAACUGUGCUGUUUAA
Messenger RNA from Penicillium cinerascens, 348 nucleotides. RefSeq names its product putative adhesin. The transcript has a single exon. The record is from RefSeq and is a predicted model, not a curated record. NCBI's taxonomy places the organism in Eukaryota, Fungi, Ascomycota, Eurotiomycetes, Eurotiales, Aspergillaceae. The coding region runs from base 1 to 348 and encodes 115 amino acids.